AUAGGCCAAAAGUGAUUGAAAACAUCCUAUACUGUCAAAAUCCCUUUUUUUGUGAAACAAAAAACUAUCCAAACCAUUAUCACAUUAUAUCCCCUGGCAUUAAUAAUGUCCCAAACAACAACGACCACGACUCUUGUCCUCCUAUCUGUAUUGCUAAUUGCAGCGACAGUAGUAAAUGGGCAAGAAGCGAUGGCCCCUCCUCCAAACGCUGGUAUGUUUUGUGAGGCUAACUUAGGUUUAUGUGCAGCGGCACUUAAAAUAGGAGCAAAACCAUCAGAUGAAUGCUGCACAAGCCUAAACAAAGCAGUGAAGACGCAGUUGAAGUGCCUCUGCGCUAUCCUCACAAACCCGCAGGUAUUGGCCGGCUUCAAUCUCACCGUGGAAAAUGCUUUUCACAUUCCUCAGAGUUGUGGCAUCGAUGCUGGACCUUCUAUGUGUUCUGCCGCUAAAGCUCCGUUGCCGAAUGGGGUUCCACCGGUGUCAGGACCGCCUAAGAAUGCUGCAACCAAUCUCGCGGGAACUGGAUUGGUCGGGAUCGCCUUAAUGACGAUCUCUUUGAUGUUUUAUUGAUAAUGAAUCUUUUAUCUGAUUGUUUUAUAUCCAUGUAAGAACUUGGUAUGAUUUGACAGUUAAAACUUUGAUGUAAUUUUUUUAUCCUUCGGAUUAUGAAAUUGUGUUCCGGGAUCGAUAUUGUUGUUGUCGUCAAAAAUUUGAUGUAUUUUGUUUCCAAUUCAUU
Molecule: messenger RNA, 736 nt
Organism: Raphanus sativus (radish)
Lineage: Eukaryota; Viridiplantae; Streptophyta; Magnoliopsida; Brassicales; Brassicaceae
Product: non-specific lipid transfer protein GPI-anchored 24-like
Exons: 3
Coding region: 106-570 (154 amino acids)
Source: RefSeq, a predicted model, not a curated record